AAAAAAAUGCUGGGAAAAAGAAUAGCUUCGUUCAAGAAUCUUGCCAAGAAAGUGAAGAGCAUCAACAUUAGAGAAGGCGGCUCCGAGUCAACACAGAGCGAGACUCUUCUGAUCAGUGAGGCGGACGGUAUGGCCGCGACGGCGGCGAAGACGCCGACGGGGACGUUUGCGGUGUACGUAGGGGAAGAGCGCGUGAGGCGCGUGGUGCCAACAAGCUAUUUGAACCAUCCUCUGUUCAGGAUGCUUCUCGACAAGUCACACGACGAGUUCCACUGUUUCGACCAGAAGGUUAUGUUGGUCGUCCCUUGCAGCAUCUCCGUUUUCCAAGACGUCGUUAACGCCAUCGAGUCUUGUAACGGCAACUUCGAUUUCGGCGAUUUUGUCGAGGAGUUUCUUUGAUAUUUUCUUAGAGUGUUUUUAGGAAAUAUAUAUAAUAAUCAUCAUAGGAAAUGAUUGUGAAAAUUUGUGGUACAUUCAUUAU
Molecule: messenger RNA, 481 nt
Organism: Eutrema salsugineum
Lineage: Eukaryota; Viridiplantae; Streptophyta; Magnoliopsida; Brassicales; Brassicaceae
Product: auxin-induced protein 15A
Exons: 1
Coding region: 7-399 (130 amino acids)
Biological process (GO): response to auxin
Source: RefSeq, a predicted model, not a curated record